AUGUCACAGCUGCAAAGCGACCAGAUGCAGUCGAGGUUAGCAGACUCCCCACUGUGUUUUGGUGGGGAGUCUGCGCAGCCCUACAUUUACAGCCCAAAACACGUUGCCCCCACCCUUGGCAUUUGUUGUUCCUUCCUCAGCCGCGACAGCAGCAUCAGCAGCAUCAGCAACAGCAACAGCAACAGCAAGAUGACUUCUUUUCAAAUUGGUGGUGGAAGUGGUGGUGUUGGUGGUGGAGGAGCGGGUGGCGGCCCAGUGCUCGCGUGGGACUACGUCAAGGCGAACGUUCCUGCGGUGGCUGCGCGCUACCCAACAACAAGGCCAGACAACUGGCUUGUCAAGAAGUUGUUAGAUUUGCCGGUGGUCAACGAGCUCGUUGAUAGCGAUCACCGCCGCGCAAACAGUGCAGCCUUUGCACUGGGCCCUGCCUCUGACACGUCUCUUGUCAACAAAAACCUGAUUGCAGUCCUUUGCCAAGUCACUGGCACGUCCGGCCCUGCCUGUGAUAAGUGUUGUCGGCAGCACGGCUUGUGGCAAGGUUGCGUGAGGGCUCCCAACGUUGGUCCUGUACCUCUGAUCCCAGGAGGUGCUUGUUCAAACUGCGCGUAUAAUGGUCGGGCCAGAGACUGUCAGACCACAUCGCAGCCGGCUGUCAACAUGCCGGCACCUCAGUUUGUCCAGCCCGCCCAGCCUCCUAUCCAUGGGCAUCAGGUACACAACACCGGGGGAAACGAAGAGGAGGAGGAGGAGGAGGACUAUGACAUGGGCUUUGGUGCCAUGUCUGAUGAGGACCUGCGCUCGCCGCACCUCUCUUCAAGUCCAGCUCAAGCGUCUGUUUCGGUCGGUGGUUAG
This is a messenger RNA of Diaporthe citri, 852 nucleotides long. RefSeq lists its product as uncharacterized. NCBI's taxonomy places the organism in Eukaryota, Fungi, Ascomycota, Sordariomycetes, Diaporthales, Diaporthaceae. The record is from RefSeq and is a predicted model, not a curated record. The transcript has 4 exons. Bases 1 to 852 code for a protein of 283 amino acids.